Molecule: messenger RNA, 1267 nt
Organism: Cydia fagiglandana
Lineage: Eukaryota; Metazoa; Arthropoda; Insecta; Lepidoptera; Tortricidae
Gene: Osi20
Exons: 3
Coding region: 278-1150 (290 amino acids)
Cellular component (GO): membrane
Source: RefSeq, a predicted model, not a curated record
ACCACUCUUACUAUGCUCAAACACAAACGUCGCGUCUCCAUAUAAGUUUCAUAGCGACAUACGGCUUUUUGGCAUUCAAUGGUACGCCAGGACUUUCUUAAAUACUUCGCCAACGAAAGCGCUCGCCAUUCAACUCACGCGCACCUAACGCGUGCCUUGCCGCCCUAAGGAUCCCGUAUAAAAACCAAGCCCAUAGAAAAAUUAAAUCAUUGUUGCUCCAUUAACCAACCGGGCCGAACGUCCAAUUAGAAAAUUUAAUGACAGUGACCUUACGACAAUGAAGUGCGUUUUAUUUGUGGCUUGUGUGGUUGCCGUGAGGGGGUACAGCAUAGGGGACAAUGAGGUUAUCACCCCGCGUUUGAGUACAAGUGAGGAUCUGUUGGACAGUGUUAUCAGUGAUUGUUUCGAAAGGAGCGAGCCUUCAGCAUGUCUUAAAGUCAAAGUGCUUUCAUACCUGGAUACGCAGCUCGGAGUGAGCAAGGAGUCGGCCCGGUCUUUCGACGAGAAGAACAUCGAUAAAGUGAUCUUCGACCGUGUUGGGAGGAUCCUGAACGCGAAUGAGUUCAGAUUCCAGCUGCCGGAGUUCAUCUUCCAAAAUGCUGAGGUGUCGUACAGGGCUGAUCGGGGAUUCGAUGUUGAAUUCCCUGAGGAGACUGAAAACGGUGAAGCUCGUGGCCUCUUGAAAAAGAAGCUUCUGCUCCCAGUGCUGCUGCUCUUGAAGCUGAAGAUGAAGGCGAUCAUGCCGAUCCUGGUGACCAUCAUCGGCAUUAAGGCCGUCAAGGCCCUGAUCCUCAGCAAACUGGCCAUCACGCUGGUGCUUGGAUUCUUGAUCUACAAUCUGGUUUUGAAGAAGGGAGCUAUGCCCAUGAUGAUGGCGCCAACCGACGCCCCACCAGCGCCCCAAUACGGACCCCCCGCCUCACAAUACGGUCCCCCCUCAACCCCUGCCGCUCCUGCUGACUCCUAUGGCAGCCCCCAAUGGGAGCCCUCAAGCUCGGGCCCGUACUCUCGCGUCUGGGACCCGAGUCAGCUCGCGUACAGCUCCUACUUCCCUAGCGAAUCUAGCUCGUCUGGUUCCCAGUCUCCUAGCUACUCCAGCGUAGCUUCCAUCUCGACUGUCUCAUCAUCAUCAUCCUCGCCCACCUACUAGCUACCUCCAAAACAUCAUGUACAUAGCACGCACGGAAUGGAUAGUGUUUAGGAGCUAAGUUAUUGAUGAUAUUUAAAUUAUUUAUUGACACAAUAAAGAACUGAUGUUUUACAAGUU